AGCUACAAGAGGAAAACAGAGGCUGCUAAGAAGGAGUACCUGAAAGCCCUGGCCGCCUACAGAGCCAGUCUGGUUUCCAAGACAUAUAACGACCCUGGGGAGACUAAAACUGCCCAAACAAGUCAGGCUUCUCCUCAUAUGAUGCCAACCAACUCGCUGUACAGCGUGCCACCUCCCCCACAGCCGUCAUCGCCAUACCUAGGACCGGGGGCCUUCCCUCUUACCGACCUGCAGAGCUACGCAGGACACGCCCCUCGCCACACGCUGUCACAGACGCUCAGCCAGUCGCCGAUGCUGCCCAGCAUUAGUGCCUCUCCCCCUUCCUCCUUCCAGAUCAGCCCACCGCUUCACCCACACCAGCAGCUCUCUCUGCACCAGAGCUCGCUCCUCAACCAACCCAUCCGCAUGCAGCAGGUCCAGUCUCAGCCAAUCAUCUCCCAUCAGAUGGGGCUACAGGCCUCUCUUCACUCUCCACCUCCAGGGCAGCAGGGUUUUUCUCACCUCCAGUCAGAGUACCAGAAGAGUAUUGGAGGUUCCCAGUCUCCAGGAGCUCCUGGCUCUGGGCCAGGUCCUGGAGUGGCUCAGAACCACGAGUGGGAUGGAGAAUACUGCAAUCGGGAGUGUGGCAACCACUGCAGUGGAAGCAUGAUAGGCAGGGACAAGCCCCUCUACCUCACCUGAAACUGAAGAUUAUCCUCUGCUGACAAAUGAUGACAUCGAGGAGUCGACCCGCUCUGUUUUCCUCACCCAGCCCCAACCUUCUCCCUCUUACAUCCAGUGUACCUUGACAUACAGCCAGAUACAUAAACAAACACAUUCAGAUUCCUAUAAACUGUCACCGACAACGUUUUUGUUUUUCAUAAUUAAUGUAAUCAUUAUUUUUCGCAGUUUCUAGAAUUUGUGAGCAGUUUUUUGACUAGAUGACUACUGUCUGUACAACUUAUUGUAUUAAUGGUCUUCUUGCUGUUUAAAUUUGCCAAGCACUUAUAAAGCCUCCCCUCCCUCUUCCUCCCUGCCCUCACUCAUCACCUCCUCAGUUAUGUGUCUGAGCCCUCACCGACGUGGGCUGUGGAGCGCCCCUCUUGUGUGCCACCAUCAAAACGAACCCCUAGGGAUCCCAUCCAGCUUUAAGUAGAAUAAGAAAAAACGUGUUUUUCCUUUUUCCACCCAUUUUGUAGUUUCAUUUCCUUUUUGUUGAUGUUUCUGUCUUAUUUAUUUCAAGCUGGCUAUUUUUUUUUUUCAGUCUUCUUUUUUUUCAUUCUGUUUCUAGUAAGCAAUGGGCCCUGUAUCAUAGAGAAAUAUUAACUCCUAGUAUGUUGAGCAUAGGCCUUGAUGUUAUGGUAGCUGUGCUUACGGGCGACAGAUUAAAAGCUUGGUGGGGAAUAGGACAGAAAAAACGAAGAAAAUCUUUUUUAUUAUUAAUAAAGACCUGUAGAGGUCUACUGAGCUGUCACAGUGUGAUUGUAAAUAUCACUUUUGUGGAAUUGAAUUGGAAAUUAAAAGUCCAGAUAGAUUUGUUCCUCUAAAAGUACAUGUAUGUUAUUGUAUGUGUGUAUGAGUGCAUCUGGACGUUAGAAUGUACCCCAUUCAUGACGUGGCAUAAGUGUGCGAGCAGAGGACUAGUAAGUGCGAGUGUCUCGUUCUUUGAGUCUUGUCAAUUUUAACAAUCCCAUACAAUUGAAAUUCAGAGGACUAUUUCACACUUUCACUCGUGCAUUAAAUCUGUGCUCACGUCUGUGUUGUUAUUUUACAGACAAAGUUUAAUCUGAAACUGAAUACACAAUAUAUGUCCUGCAGAUCAUUAAACCGAAAGGAGCAAGAAGAGAAACAGAGAGCGCAGAGGCAGGAUAGAAAGGCUGUGAGAUGAAAUGAGAUGUAAAGUUUCAGAUAGGGAAGUCGGAGGUGGGGGGUUAUUGACUCAAAAUGCCCACCCCUCCCAUCUUUUGUUUAGCUAUCCCACUGUUAUGUCCAUGUUGUCCCCUAACCAUGCAGGAGGGGGAGACCUCCAACAUGUGAACACCGCAAGUGAUUUUUUUUAAAUAAGUUUCUGGUUCGUGUUUGGUUGUGUUUUUAACUUUUGUGUGAUUAACGGAAAAUGCAUUUUGCUGACAAAGACAUCUCGUUUUGAUCUCCUUUCGUGUAGCAGAAUUUCAGUUUUAGUCGCCGCAAUACAAUAACAUUUUAAGUUGUGUAAAAAAAAAUACAAAACCAACAAGAAAAAAAA
Molecule: messenger RNA, 2224 nt
Organism: Cyprinodon variegatus (sheepshead minnow)
Lineage: Eukaryota; Metazoa; Chordata; Actinopteri; Cyprinodontiformes; Cyprinodontidae
Product: TOX high mobility group box family member 2-like
Exons: 4
Biological process (GO): regulation of transcription by RNA polymerase II
Cellular component (GO): nucleus
Molecular function (GO): chromatin DNA binding
Source: RefSeq, a predicted model, not a curated record